GAUCGAGCGAACUGUUGCACUCCGAAGUGGCUCGGGUACCCCGGUCCUUGUCCCCCGCGAUUCGUUGGGGAUUCGAGAGAAGAGUCACGUCGGCGCGUUGUCGCUUUCAGUAGUAAACACCAACUCGCGUAAGACGAAUCUCGGAUGUUCGUGUUCACGUUCUGUCAUCGUCGAAAUCAUCCGUAUCUUUUGGUAGCACAGUUUUAUCGCGUUACUAGUUAGUAUACCACCGAUUAACCAAACCAACGACUACACCAUCGUCAUGAUUAUUCGUCGGUGUCCAUUAAAACGUUUUUACGUGUUUCAACGUUUAUAUAAAUUGAACACGAGACUCGAUGCGUAGUUUCCUCGUCGUCCUCGUCGUCGUCGAUGUCGACGAGCAUCUUCGUCUUCUUCACGAAUAAUCUAUAGAGUUGCUACUAUCAUUGUGGUGUAAUCGUCGUCGUCGUCGUCUUCGUCGUCUUCGUCGUCUUCGUCGUCGUCGUCGUCGUCGUCGUCGUCAUCGUCGUCGUCGUCGUCGUCGACGUUUAAGCGAGACGACGAAAAAGGAGAGAGAAGUGCGUGUGCUUUCGUGUUUCCUAGUGAUCGAGGACGACAAGUUUUAAUGGGACGAUCGCAUAACUCUUCUCCUCCUCGUUGUUACCUCUCGUCGACCUGCUUGAGAAAGCACGACUUUCUCUCUUCUGUUUUUCUUCUUCCUUUUUGUCUUCCUCUCUUUUUCUUUUUCUUUUUCUUUAAGAAGUGCUUUAACGCUGCUCGGAGGACCUAGGUGUGGGCCUUUCGAAGAUAUAUUCCAACGUAUUCUUUAUUUUCUUUGGAAAUUCUUCGUACACCACGGUCCACUUUUGAUGCGGUUCCCGCUUGGCACUUGGUUAUUAAACAUUCCAAGUGGAGAUCCGUGAGGACAUUCGAGAAAUUGGUGAAGGAAAUUUGUUACUUCCGGAGUUGGACGGAAGGGUGAAAAGUGGUCUCGACAGAGAGGAAGAUUCAAAGGGAGGUUCAGACGAACGGCAAAAAGAAGAAGAAGAAGAAGAAGAAAAAGACGACGUGCAAAAAGUGUCACCACGCGUCACGCAGGGGUCGUGGGUCUAUGGGGGGCACCGCCCCAGCGGCCCCCCGGCUCGAAUCCAAACAGAAACUGUUAUACCGAAAUUCGUGCUAUUCUGGCACGGGCCAGAACCACCGCCCCGGUUUCGGUGCAACCGUCCAAACGGAUGAAGAGGAGUCCAUCCAAUAUCAUGAGGCAGUCCAGCCUCACGAAACUUGGUUCUAUGAUCAACACCGCCGUCAACAAAAGAGCUGGCAAUGGUGACAUUCAGUGGUGUUUUUCGCAAGUGAAAGGGACUUUGGAAGACGACGUUACCGAAGCUGAUAUAAUAUCGUGUGUUGAAUUUAAUCACGAUGGUGACCUUCUUGCAACUGGGGAUAAGGGCGGACGAGUUGUUAUUUUUCAAAGGGAUCCUAUUAGUAAAAACAGUAUACCACGGAGAGGUGAAUAUAAUGUAUACAGCACUUUCCAAAGCCAUGAGCCUGAAUUUGAUUACCUGAAAUCAUUAGAAAUAGAGGAAAAAAUUAAUAAAAUUAGGUGGUUAAAAAGAAAAAACCCUGCACAUUUUUUACUUUCCACGAAUGAUAAGACAAUAAAAUUGUGGAAAGUUAGUGAAAGGGAUAAAAGAGUGGAAGGAUAUAAUACGAAAGAAGAGAAUGGUGCGAUCCGGGACCCUGCCUGUAUAACUGCCUUGAGGGUGCCAACUAUAAAACCAAUGGAAUUAAUGGUAGAGGCAUCACCAAGGAGAAUAUUUGCAAAUGCGCACACUUACCAUAUAAACAGUAUAAGUGUAAACAGUGAUCAAGAAACGUACCUCAGUGCAGAUGAUCUUAGAAUUAAUUUGUGGCAUCUUGAAAUUACUGAUCAGAGUUUUAAUAUAGUAGAUAUAAAGCCUACUAACAUGGAAGAAUUGACAGAAGUCAUAACAGCUGCAGAAUUUCAUCCUGUAGAGUGUAAUGUCUUGGUUUAUAGUAGUAGCAAAGGGACCAUCAGACUUUGCGAUAUGAGAUCUGCUGCUCUUUGUGAUCAUCAUAGUAAACUUUUUGAAGAACCAGAAGAUCCGACCAAUAAGAGUUUUUUCUCAGAGAUAAUCUCAAGUAUAAGUGAUGUUAAGCUCAGUAAUUCUGGUAGAUACAUGAUUAGUAGGGACUACCUCAGUGUUAAAGUGUGGGAUCUACAAAUGGAAACAAAACCCAUUGAAUGCUAUCCUGUACAUGAAUAUUUAAGAUCAAAAUUAUGUUCACUUUAUGAAAAUGAUUGCAUCUUCGACAAAUUUGAGUGCUGUUGGAGUGGUAAUGAUUGUGCCAUUAUGACAGGCUCAUAUAAUAAUUUCUUUAGAGUAUUUGAUCGUAAUACCAAACGUGAUUUAACUUUGGAAGCAGCACGUGACAUUGCCAAACCAAAAACUCUUCUGAAGCCUCGUAAGGUGUGCACUGGUGGUAAACGUAAAAAGGAUGAGAUUAGUGUCGAUUGUCUGGAUUUCAACAAAAAAAUAUUACAUACUGCGUGGCAUCCAUCUGAGAAUGUUGUAGCAGUUGCAGCCACAAAUAAUCUUUUCUUAUUCCAAGACAAACUCUAGCACAUCUGCAUGCAAAUAAUACAACGGUAUAUAUUGACGUGAGCGAGGCACGUUGAAUUAAAUAGGCACGGUGAAAUAAUAGGUGUCUGAAUUACACUGACGAAAGUCGACUAUUUGCAUGUCAAUGGUCGACUGACAGAAAAGUGGUGUACAUAGCGCCGUCCACACAGCUCACACGUUCAUAUAAGUUAUAUAUACACCUACAUGCAGAGAUUUGCACCUGAUACCUUGCCACGCGCAUACAUGUACAUAAAUGCAUGUAAGUUAAGACACAUGCAUAAAAGCUCCCAAAACUCUUAAGUUGACUAGUUCAAAUAAGUUUGCACAUGGAGUUACUCUCAAUUGAUAAAGUGAAUCGUCUAAUCAAUUAUUUGACAAUUGUAAUGACGAUUACUACAAAGUUUUCUUACACCAAACGUGCAGCUGAAUUUUUAGCUUAUUUGUGCUAUUACAGUAAUUGCGCUACUACACUAUGCAGAGACGGUCAGUGAAAAUAUCUAAUUCGCUCAUAUAUUAUAUAAAAAGUGUUUUAACGUAACGUCUUACGAUCAGUUAUAAAAAUAAUACUAUCAAUGAAAGACAGUGGAUAUAUAACCGAUGUUUCGGCAGGAGCUGAUUAUAUAGCACAGGCAAUUUGGCUUUAUUUAUCCACUUGAUUAUCAAAUUGGGUUUUAAAAAAAAAGAAAAAAGAAAAUGAAUCACUAUCACGUGUGCCAAUGAGAUUUAAUCGUUUACUUUCAUAUUCAUGAAUAUUUUAUGAAGAUCAUUAUAUAAUUAAUAAUAGUAAUAAUUAUAAAACAUGAUAGCUCAGUAUAUAAAGAUCAUGUUUCUUUACUUUUCUUCUUUCUCGCUUUUUUUUUUCUUUUUUUUUUUCUUUUCUUUUUUUUUCUUUUCUUUUCUUUUCUUUUUUUCAUAGAAAAUUUACUACUAAAUCUUCGUAAUAAAUUGUUUUGAAUAUUUAUUAGUAAACUCUGUUUAGUGUGCAUCUAGCUGAAUGAAUAACAUCAGUUACCAAUACCGGAACAAACAAAUCUUAUAUAUAGGCCUACACACAUUUUCCUAUUUUUAUUUUCAUAAUAAAACUAUUGUUACGGAUAUUUCCUAUAUUGCAUUAGCUAAUAAUAGGAUCAAGGAAUAUAUGGCACAAAUUUCUGCUUCAAAGAAUUCGGAUAAAAAAUAAAAUCUUAAAACGUAAAAACUGUUAUAAAUGAUAAGAAAAGUAAGAAGCAAUGUUAUGGUACAGCAAUAACAAAAAAGAAAACAUUCAUUUAUAUGGAAUUAUUUGUGUAAAAGAUAAAAUAGGAACUGAGGCAUAAUUACGAAAAGAAUAUGGAUUUUCUAAUAUUACUCUUAUUAAUUAUUUAUUGAAACGUAUAUGCAUAUAAACAGUGAAUACAUUGCAGUUGUCGAUGGUAAGCUGGACUUGCAGACUCUACAUGAAGUAUGUAAUAAUAACUUAACUAAUAACUUACACGAGUAACGUAAAUUUCGAAUAAGUACCUAUCAAGGGUUUAACUCAGUUUGAGUAUGGCUAAAGAGCCAAGCUCUUCGUAUCUAUGUUGUAUUUAGUAUUUAUACUAUCCUUUAAAUAUUGUGUAGUAGAACUAUAAAACCUAAAAGAGACAGAAUAUAAUAAGUUUUAUCUUAGGCAAAAGAUUCAAUUGAUGAUUGCACUAAUUUUGAAAUACAAAGCAGGCUUCUUUUAAACAACACCUUCAUAUAUAUUUUUUUAUAUAGUUAGUAUAUCUCAGCAUAUACUUAUGCAGUCUGGAUUUUGCUAUGCAUAUACAUUGGGGUGCUCCAAAUGUUCUUAAGGCUGUCAAUUUUAUUUAGUUUUAUUUUUCAUUUUAUAGCGUCUUUCGUAAAAGAUAAUUUAAAAAAUCAACAUCAUUUUGUUCAAUUUUCCUUACAUUUAUAAUAAUCUUCUCAUCUUUUUAAUCUAUUUUGUUUUGUUAAUGUCUAUUACUUUACCGUCAAUUUUCUUAUCUGUUUUUGCUUAAAUAAUGGUUCAUAAGUGCCUUGAAGCGCAUUAAGAGUGCUCGAUUAUUAAAACAGGAAUUCUAAAGUAUUAAAUUCUUACAGGUGUUUUUAAUACGGAUUAUAAUAUAAACAAUUUCAUAACACAUGCUACUUCAGGAUACAAAGAUUUUGGUAAUGGAACAGAGAGAAUAAAAAGCACUCAAAAAUGUAUAAAGCACCAGACUAAUGUAUAUUCACGAUUAAUGAUUUUCCAUAUCAAAAAAAAAAAACAAAAAAAAAACAAAAACAAAAAAAAAACAAAAAAAAAGAAAAAGAAGAAAGAAAAAAACACAUUAGGAACUACCUUUACUUAGGAAAUUAUUUCCUUCGAUAAAGAAUAAAUAUUUUCCACAUCAACAAACGAUUCUUUAACGUUACAUGUGAAAAAAAGCAAAAGAAAGCAACACGAGAGAAAGAGAGAAAAAGAGAACUGUUACAUAUUCUAUUAAUUAUAAGUAACAAUAAUAGAUUGACAUUAAUUAAUUUAAAAUCGCACACAUUAAAAGUCUUUUAACUAGAAUAUUUUUUCAAAAUUAAUGAUUCGGAAUGAUGCAAUUAAGUUUGUUUAUUAAUUAGGAUAAACAUUUUGUUUUCAACUCAUGGAAUAAUUAACGCAUUAUUAUGCUUCCUGUAAUGCAGUUUAAAAUUAACAGGCUGCAAACCUUUCUCCAUAGUCUUUAUUAUUAAAAAAAAUUUGGAAAAUAAGCUUUAUAGGAGAAAGACAAAAAAUAUUUCAAUAAUAAAAGAUCAUCUCUCUCUCUUUUUCAAAAAUUGAGAAUUAGUAUAAAGAAAAUGAUACACAAAUAUAUCACUUUGCAACUUGAUAUAUAUCAGCAUAAUAAAAUAGUUAAAAAAAAAAUAAAUAAAUAAAAAAAAAGCUUGAGCAGUUUUAAUAAUAUUGACUGCACUGCAUGAAUCAUGAUAAUUGCAAUAUCGUAUAAGAGAUGUGCAUAGAAUUUUUGCGAACUUUGAGACUUUGCUCAACGUAUAAAAAAUUUGUAUUAUUUAUACAUCACGUCAGUUUAUAUAUCGAAAAUCUAUGAAAUCUAUGUUUGUGUAAUGUGUAAUUGAAAAAUUAUCUUAUGUAAAAGCAGACCUACUACGUUUAGGAAAGUCGUUCCUUGAUGUUAAAUAUCCAUGAAGAGAGACAAGAAAAGAUCAAAAAAUGAGAAUGUAUAAGAAAGAAAUAAUGAAAAAAAAAAAGAAAACAAAAAAUAAAAAAAGGUAAAGGUAUUAUGAAAGAUCGAUGAUCAUAUACCUUUUUACCUUGUCUAAGGUACAUAUAUUAUAUAAA
This is a messenger RNA of Vespa crabro (European hornet), 5940 nucleotides long. RefSeq names its product protein phosphatase PP2A 55 kDa regulatory subunit (gene tws). Bases 1215 to 2627 code for a protein of 470 amino acids. Gene Ontology annotation, molecular function: protein phosphatase regulator activity; protein binding. The record is from RefSeq and is a predicted model, not a curated record. The transcript has 11 exons. NCBI's taxonomy places the organism in Eukaryota, Metazoa, Arthropoda, Insecta, Hymenoptera, Vespidae. Gene Ontology annotation, biological process: peptidyl-serine dephosphorylation. Gene Ontology annotation, cellular component: protein phosphatase type 2A complex; cytosol.